AUGCAUCUCCCUCGGAGCUGCAUCGUCCUCCUCAUCCAGGGGAGCAUCUCCCUGCUGGUGGUCAGUGGCCAAGACGGACCGGGGAAAGCUGCAGAGCAACGUGAACCCGAGACUGAGGAGAGAGCUCAAGUGCAGAAGACCAGAGGGCUGCUGCCUCCCAAGUCCCUGUUAACUCCAACCUUGCUGCAGAAUAUGACCCUCCUGGAACUGGUGAGCAGCUCACAGGAGGUAUGGGAUAUCCUGGAAAACCUGUCCGAGAGGGACCACGCUCCACACCCCAGAGGACAGAGGGACUUGGGGCCAGCCUCAGGCAAGCUGAAGAAAAUUUUUGGCUGGGGAGAUUUCUAUUCCAACAUUAAGACAGUGAAGCUGAACCUCUUGAUCACUGGAAAGGUGGUUGAUCACGGCAACGGCACAGUCAAUGUCUUCUUCCGACACAACUCUACCGGGCAAGGGAACAUCUCUGUCAGCCUCGUCCCUCCCACCAAGGCAGUGGAGUUUGACCUGGAGCAACAGAUCUUCAUCGAGGCCAAAGAGUCCAAAGUCUUCAACUGCCGUGUGGAGUACGAGAAGGUGGAUCGUGCCAAGAAGACCACGCUCUGCACUUACGACCCAUCUAAAACCUGCUACCAUGAGCACACCCAAAGUCACGUCUCCUGGGUCUGCUCGAAGCCCUUCAAAAUCAUCUGCAUCUACAUUACCUUCUACAGCAUAGACUACAGGCUGGUGCAGAAAGUGUGUCCCGACUACAACUAUCACAGUGAUGUUCCCUACUACCCCUCAGGAUGA
Messenger RNA from Colius striatus (speckled mousebird), 789 nucleotides. RefSeq names its product neurexophilin 3 (gene NXPH3). Gene Ontology annotation, molecular function: signaling receptor binding. The record is from RefSeq and is a predicted model, not a curated record. Bases 1 to 789 code for a protein of 262 amino acids. The transcript is spliced from 2 exons. Lineage: Eukaryota; Metazoa; Chordata; Aves; Coliiformes; Coliidae.